Messenger RNA from Gordionus sp. m RMFG-2023, 543 nucleotides. Its product is annotated as 3-beta-hydroxysteroid-Delta(8),Delta(7)-isomerase-like. The record is from RefSeq and is a predicted model, not a curated record. NCBI's taxonomy places the organism in Eukaryota, Metazoa, Nematomorpha, Gordioida, Chordodea, Parachordodidae. The transcript has 3 exons. Bases 1 to 543 code for a protein of 180 amino acids. Gene Ontology annotation, molecular function: steroid Delta-isomerase activity; cholestenol delta-isomerase activity; C-8 sterol isomerase activity. Gene Ontology annotation, biological process: sterol biosynthetic process. Gene Ontology annotation, cellular component: membrane; endoplasmic reticulum.
AUGUAUAUAUGGCGAUAUUUAGAUGAUAAAUCUAUAAUUAAGCGUUUGUAUGUUUUCUGGUUUUCUUUAUGUGGCUGUAUACAUUGUUUUUUGGAAGGAUAUUUUUCUUUAAAUCACAAAACUAUAUCAGCAGAUAAUACCUUACUUGCUCAAAUUUGGAAAGAAUAUGCAUUGUCAGAUAGUAGAUACAUGAUAUCAGAUCCUUUUACACUAUCAAUGGAAACAGUGACUGCAUUUUUUGUUGGUCCAUUGUGUUUUUUGGCAUCAUACUGGCACAUAAAGGAUGAUAAUCGUGUUUAUAUUUUACAAUUAAUCAUAUCUGUAUCUCAAAUUUAUGGUGAUGUACUCUAUAUUUCAACCAACUGGUUGGAGAAUUUCAAAUUUACCAAUCCCACAGAUCCUUUCUUUUUUUGGUUUUAUUUUAUUUUUAUGAAUAUCAUAUGGAUUAUAGUGCCAUCAUUUAUCAUAUACGAUUCAUAUGUCAACCUGAUAAAAUCUCUUAAACAACAUGAUGAGAUUAUAGAGGAUAAGAAAAACUCUUGA